GCCUUUGUUUAUGUUUCAACGGCUUACUCGCACUGCGUUUACAAUAAAAUCGAAGAAAAUUUCUAUAAGUCACCUAUGAAAACAGAAGACAUAAUUAGAUUGACAGAGAUUUUAACCGAAGACCAAUUAGAUUUAAUCACCCAAAAGCUACURGGUAAGUGGCCUAACACUUACRCAUUUUCAAAGGCAAUCUGUGAAGAUACAGUAYAACAAUAUUCUAAUGGAACUCCAACUUGUAUCGUUCGGCUAAUUGUUGUUGUAUCAACAGAAAAGGAACCAAUUGCUGGUUGGAUAAACAAUUUGUAUGGACUUACAGGUUUUGCUUUUGGUAGCUUUAAAGGUGUUUUACGAUCACUGUAUUGUAAUGAAAACUUUAUUUKCGACCUAAUUCCUGCUGWWUAUGUUGUCAACAAUAUUAUUCCUGCAUCAUGGGACGUUGCACUAAAACGAUCCAUUUUACAGAGUGUUAAUCUUUCCAGCAGAAGUAAUAAAUAUUUACCUGUAGAUAAAGAUAUUACAGUUUAUAAUGCGGUUUCCUGA
Messenger RNA from Polistes dominula (European paper wasp), 540 nucleotides. RefSeq lists its product as uncharacterized. Lineage: Eukaryota; Metazoa; Arthropoda; Insecta; Hymenoptera; Vespidae. The record is from RefSeq and is a predicted model, not a curated record.